Molecule: messenger RNA, 870 nt
Organism: Necator americanus (New World hookworm)
Lineage: Eukaryota; Metazoa; Nematoda; Chromadorea; Rhabditida; Ancylostomatidae
Exons: 3
Coding region: 1-870 (289 amino acids)
Source: RefSeq, a predicted model, not a curated record
AUGUGCUCACGCACCUACGGAACCCGCUUGAACAACAGUAAGGACGCCCUCUAUGAUGAACUCAACGUGUUGAUGUCUAAAAUACCAAGCCAGCAGCGGAGCGCACGUCGGACAACGGUGACCGACUUGUGCGAACAGACGGGCCUCAUCAUCGCUUCCACGUUUAAGAGGAAUCAUCGACGCCAUCAGCACACGUGGCAGGGGUCAACCCUUUUAACGCCUGAAGAGCAGCGCAAGCGGAAGAUGAGGACUCUUAAGCUUCAGUUCGACUACGUUCUGGCGAGGAACAUUCCUCAGUCAGAUAUCCGAAAAUCUAGAGCUGUUGGGGACGUCGCGUUCGACUCUGAUCACCGUCCAGUUCUUCUCAGCUUCAAGAUGCGGUUCCACAAGAGAAACCGAGGAGUUCCUCUUCAACCGAAAAUCGACAUGGCAGGUCUGAAAGACGAUGAAUGCAGAACAAAAUUCCGCCAACGUGCGUCUAUUCAUGUUGGAGUACGCACCAGGAAGAAUCUUAACGAUGCGGAUUCCUUCAUGAAGUGCAUCCAGGACGUUGCAAAGGAAACGCUCCCGGUUCUAUUGCCGCGGAAGAAGUUUGCCGCUGCAUCUGCGAAAACAAAAUCCACGUACAAUUGUCAAGACCGCGAUAACGAGUGGACGUCAAGAGCGAUGGAGUUUGAGAAGGCGUGGGAGGACAGAAACCCACGGAAAGCCUAUGCACUACUAAAACAGUAUAGCGGCAAAGAAGUAGCUGUCGGUGAAACAACCCUUCGAAUUUGGAGGGAACACUUCAAGACCUUGCUGAACCGGCUAGCACAAUCAGCUCCUGAACUCGAGCACGUUCAUACCGAACAGACUGACAUAUGCGGUUAA